AUUGGAGGAGACUUUGUGGAAGGUGCCUUGCAGGCAGGGGAUAGGAGGGGACGGGAUGGAAGGUGUAGGGCGAGGCGUCGCAGGUGAUAGGAGGUGAUGGGAUGGAAGGGGCGGAGCGUCACAUGGGAUAGGCAGGGAUGGAGUGGAAGGGGCGGCACAGAAGGGGUGGAGUGUCGCAGGGGAUAGGAGGGGACGGAAUGGAAGGGGCGGGGACACCCUUCUCCGACGGCGUCCCGAGAGCGGGAGUGGCGCCAGAGGAGGCGGGAGGAAGUGGGGCCAUGCCGGGGUAUCCCCGGGUCUGCCGUCUCCGUGACCUGCUGCUAACGGCGCUGGGCACGGGCGCCUUCGUAUUGGAUCUGGGUGCAGACCUGUGGGCCGCGGGCCAAUACGCCCUGCAGGGCCACUUGCUGUGGACCGCGCUGCAGCUGGCUUCACUGGGCCUCGCCUCGGCCGUCUUGCAGCUCUUCAGCUGGGCCUGGUACCGUGGGGACCCAGCCGGCUUGCACCCGGGCCCGUCCUCAGGCCGCUGGCUCGCGUUCCUGCAUUUUCUGCACUUGGGCUACCUGCACAGGUGUGUCCGGGCCCUGAAAGUGGGAUUCUCCCUGUGGAGGCAGGACGAGCCGGCCGAGGUCGACCUCGACUAUGCCAACUUCAUUUCCAUGGACAUCAGCAUGCUGCGGCUCUUCGAGACCUUCCUGGAGGCCACGCCGCAGCUCAUCUUGGUGCUCCACAUUACCCUGUGUAUGGGCAGAGUGGAAUACUAUCAGUGGCUGGGCAUCGGCACGUCCUUCCUCUGCACUGCGUGGGCCUUGCUGGAUUAUCACCGGGCUCUCAGGAGCUGCCUUCCCACCAAGCCUCCCCUGGGCUACCUCUCCUCCGCCGUCUAUUUCCUCUGGAACCUGCUCCUGUUGUGUCCACGCAUCCUGGCGCUGGCCCUCUUCACCACCGUCUUCCCGUGGUACAUCGCUGUCCACUUCCUGACUCUCUGGCUGGUCCUGCUCCUUUGGGUUUGGCUGCAGAACACGGACUUCAUGCCGGGCCCCACCUCCGAGUGGUUGUUCCGAGGCACGGUGGCCCUCAUACUCUACUUUUCCUGGUUUAAUGUGUCCGAGGGGAGGACUCGAAACCGCAGCAUCAUCCAUUUCAGCUUCCUCUUGAUGGACAGCGCCCUCUUGGGUGGCACGUGGCUGGCACACAACGUCCCAUUUCUGGGCUCCUCCCUGUUGCCUUGGCUGCUGCCUGGGGCCGCCCUCUGCUUCCUGCUGGGCCUGGGGCUCCGUGGCGCCUACUACCAGUGGCUGCACCCCAGCCGCCAAACGGCAGCUUUAGACGAGGGGGAUGGGCGAGGCCUUACCCUCCAGGACUGGCACCAAAACCGGCGAAUAGCCAAACUCGCCCAGAGCUUCUUCCCCAGAGCGGUCCCUGCCAAGAGGAGGGGAGUGAAUGGUGCCGUCUGAACUGGGAGGCAGGGGCUGUGCUGGCUGUGCCUCCCGCCAGCUGCCACCAGGAAGGGCAAACUGUCAGUGUCACCCCAAAGUGCCUUGUGAGCCCCAUGUCAAGGCCACACAAAACUCCUUUUCUGGAAGAUUUUUGUUUUUCAAGAAGGAAACACUUUUUCGUUGUCCCUCCUGUCUCAACUGGGGUGGGGGGAAGAGGUGCUGCUUAAGUCCCAAACAGGGAGUUUGAUUCAUUUUGCACAGGGCCAAGAUUUAUUAAAACCUUUAAAAUGUG
Molecule: messenger RNA, 1731 nt
Organism: Monodelphis domestica (gray short-tailed opossum)
Lineage: Eukaryota; Metazoa; Chordata; Mammalia; Didelphimorphia; Didelphidae
Gene: XKR8
Product: XK related 8
Biological process (GO): apoptotic process involved in development; engulfment of apoptotic cell; phosphatidylserine exposure on apoptotic cell surface
Cellular component (GO): plasma membrane
Source: RefSeq, a predicted model, not a curated record